Messenger RNA from Chenopodium quinoa (quinoa), 4330 nucleotides. RefSeq lists its product as uncharacterized. The transcript has 22 exons. The record is from RefSeq and is a predicted model, not a curated record. NCBI's taxonomy places the organism in Eukaryota, Viridiplantae, Streptophyta, Magnoliopsida, Caryophyllales, Amaranthaceae. Bases 240 to 3848 code for a protein of 1202 amino acids.
UAUACCAAUCCAUUCCAACUUGAUGAACCAAACACCCCUAAGUGAUUAACGACCCCAAUAUUUUUUAAUUGAAAAAAAAAUUCAAAAUUGAAGAAAUAAAUAAACCCACAAAUUUUCGUCAAACUAGCCGUUACCCCCAAGCGCUCCUCACCAUCCUUCUACUGGUUUGUUCCUCCAACCAGCAAUUCCACGAAACUUGUCAAAUUCAUUUUCUCUGAACUCAAUUUCUGAAAUUCCAAAUGUUUGCUCAAGGUUUGGAUCAAACUGCUAUCAAUUGGAUUAAACAGGGCAAAGAGGAUGUGAUGGAGGCUGGACCUUCCUCAGUGGAUAACUUUGAGUAUGGAACAGUUUUUAAAUCAUCUCCACUUCUUCGCAGUGGAAGCAAUUAUAUGUCACCCAAAACCUUACCUCCUUUAAAGUUCCAUUCUGGUUUGCUUGGCAAACAUAGUACGUCAACUUUUGAUCUAUGUGAAUCCGACAAACAUACUGUCAGUAAUGACAGCGAUGAAGAAAGUGUUGCUUCAGCCCCAUAUGAUAUGGAUGGUUAUUUUUCUGAGAAUUUCGACCAAGACUUUUCCAGGUGCAACGAUAUCAAAGAUUUUGAGAAGCCCAUUCUUCAUGACAAUGAUGAAGAAAUCACUGAUUUACAAGCUAGCACAAAUUUGAGAAGCAAACAGCCAGUGGCUUUGAUAAAUAGAGGAUCAUCUAACGUUGAUCUUAAAGUGGAGUUGCCAAAGGCUACCAAGAGAUUCAGUGAUAUGGUGCUUAAUAAACACGAGGAGCACUACAUGACUCCAGAUAGUUGUCAUCAUCCUCUCAAUAAUGUUUACCCUCUUAACGCACAGGAUACUUUCUUUAAUCGUAGUAAAUAUAAUGAUGUAGGAGACUUGGGUACCCCGAGUGCUCCUCCGGUCAAUGCUGAUGGAGAGGAGGAGGUACAUGAGCCUAAAGAUGAAAAGAAAUACACGACUGUAAUGGAUGGUACAAUGGAUGGAUUAACCAGCAAUGGACUAUACAUGCCCGGAGUUGGAGAUUGCUAUGAUGAGUCUAAGCCAAUUAUAUCAGAAAUAACAUCAGAAACUUUGGAAUACAAUGAUUUAAUAGAAAAAAUAAAUCAUGCAACCACUUCCGUGAAAGAAGAAAUGCUCACACCCCACUUUAUGCCAGAGAUUAUGAAUCCACCUCCUUGUUAUGAUACUAGUGGCCAACAUGCCUUCCAAACCCUUGUAGCAUAUGAUGCCUGCAUUCGACUAUGCUUGCAUGCAUGGUCAAAAGGCUGCCCAGAUGCACCCGAGUUUCUACGUGAUGAAUGCCUUAUCCUUCGGACAGCUUUUGGGCUGAACAAGAUCCUGCUACAUCCACUUGGUAUGCAGACAGAAAAAGGUGGAGACUAUAAGACUGCAGAAGAAACAUGCUGUAGGAAGCCAAAUAAAGUACUCCACAAGAUUAGGGUGGAAGUGAAAAAGCUACGCAUUAUACCAAGAAAAAAACUUAAGAGCACGUUCUCGCAGCGAGGUGCGUUAUACAUGCAAACAGGAACAGAGUAUGUGCGACAUGUUUCGUCACUAGUGAAAACCAGCAUCAACUCAUUUAUGAACUCGUCAUUAUCCCUUACACGUGAAGAGCCUCUGUCAUGCAUAUUCUUUCUAAAGAGCUCCACGGAAGAUGCUCAAAUUGAUUCUGGCUCGGCAGUAUGCUUACAUUCAGGAAUUGGCGAGUACCAUGACUUCUUUCCAGAAAGUCAAGGGGAUGUUCUUCACGUUGAAGUUAGAGAUACAAAACAAAUGACCCUUGGUCAUGCUUCCAUUCCACUUUCAGUGCUAGCUGAGAACCCUAGUGACAAAGUUCGAUGGUGGCCUAUCUACCACGAUGACCAUGAGUGCAUUGGAAAGAUCCAACUUUUUAUGGCUAGUUUAAUUACAGAUGAAGAAGGUAGACAUACGAAGAGUAGUGCUGUCGUUGAAACUCUUGCAUAUGAUAUGUUGCUGGAAGCUGCAAUGCGUGCACAACACUUCCAUUCACGCAAUUUGUGUUUAUGUGGUCCUUGGAAAUGGUUGUUAAAUGAGUUUGCAGACUAUUAUGGGGUACCAGAUUCUUACACAAAGUUAAGGUAUCUUCUGUAUGUUAUGAAAGUGGCUACUCCAACAAAAGAAUGCUUGGAGCUUGUACUGGAAUUGCUUAUGCCUGUUAUAAAAGCUAGAGAUGAAAAAAGAUUAAAUAGACAAGAGAAAACCAUUUUCUUGGAAUGCGAAACACAAGUUGAGACUCUCUUGGCAACUGUUUUUGAAAAUUACAAGUCAUUGGAUGAACAAUCAGCCACGGGUUUGACAGAUUCACUAACUCCGGUACCGGAGACUGCGUCCAUAGCUUUGGCUCCAGCAGUGCAAGUUUACUCCCUUCUUCAUGAUAUUCUUUCCCAAGAUGCACAGGCAGUCUUACAGAAGCAUUUGCAGACUGCAGCUCUGAAAAGGUGUCGAAGGCAUAUGUUAGAGGCAGAUGAAUUCAUGUCAAGCAACUCUGAGAAUAUCCUGACAGACCCAAUAUCUAUCUCCACAGCAUAUAUGAAGAUAAAGAACCUUUGCAUCAACAUAGGUAGAGAGAUUUUAGCAGACAUCAAGAUCCACAAUCAGCAUAUACUUCCCAGUUCAAUUGACCUUUCAAACAUUACUGCUACCGUUUGUAGCACUGAAUUGUCAAAGAGGCUUAAAGGGUUCCUUGCAGCAUGUCUUCCAUCAGGUCCUUUGCCACAUGUGAAUGAACUUCUGGCAGCAAUUUCUGAUUUUGAGAGGGAUCUGGAAACAUGGAAAGUAAGUCCUAUUCAAGGUGGUGUAGACUGCAAGGAUCUAUUCCACAAUUAUAUAAUGGUGUGGAUACAAGAGAUGCAACUUGAAAUGCUAGAUCUAUGCAAGGCAGAAAAGACACCAUGGUCUGGGAUAACAACCAACCUCUCUACCUCACCAUUCACAGAGGAUAUGUAUUCAAAGAUAAAGAAUGCCUUAACACAGUAUGAAAUGGUUAUCAGCCGGUGGCCUCAGUACUCGUUAGUUUUGGAAAGUGCUGUUGCUGAUAUCGAGAGAGCAAUCUUAAAAGCACUGGAAAAGCAGUAUAGUGAUACUUUGGCUCCUUUAAAAGACAGCAUUCCGAAGAAGCUUGGUAUGCAUGUUCAGAAACUGGCUAGACGACAGUCAGUAAUAAUCUAUGUGGUCCCAAAUCAACUGGGUACUUUUAUAAACACUGUCAAGAGAAUGGUUGAAGUUCUACAUUCUCAAGUUGAGGAUAUAUUAAAAACCUGGGCUUCAUGUUUGCCCACAAUUGGCGGUGAAAAGUUGUCCUAUGGGGAGCAGAUGAACGGUAUAACUGUUUUGCUGAAGACAAAGUACAAAAACUACAUGCAGGCUUUAGUGACCAAACUUUAUAGCAAUAUGCAAGCUAAUCGAAACACACAGCUUAAGAGAAUCCUGGAAGAAACAGCAGACUCGGACAGUGAGCCUGAGGUUCGUGAGAGAAUGUUGAUGCUGAACUCCCAACUGAUUGAUUCAAUAGCCAAUUUACAUGACGUUUUCCCAAGUCAAAUAUUUGUGGCACUUUGUCGUGGAUUUUGGGAUAGAAUGGGGCAGAGUGUAUUAAGGUUCCUCGAGGGAAGGAAAGAGAACCGUGUCUGGUACAAAGGAUCAUAUUAUGCCCUUGGGAUAUUAGACGAUGUAUUUGCUUCCCAGAUGCAACGAUUGCAAGGAAACUUCCUACAGGAGAAAGAUAUAGAACCGCCCAGGUCGGUGGUGGAGGCUCGCUCCAUGCUUUGUAGAGAUGGAACAAACGGAACAAAUCAAUCAAAUUAUUUCUAUAUCUAGUAUGCCACUGUGCCCCACACCCCCACCCCCCCCCCCCUACAUUUUGUGUAAUCAAUUAUCUGUCUAUUCUUUUUAAAUUCUGUUGUAUUAUGUAUAGUCAUGUAUUUUUCCCUUUAUUUUUUUAUUCUUUGUGUACAUAAAACGAGUCACAUUAUGAUAGAUAGUUCAAUUGAAAAUAACUACUACAUUCAUUUCAAAAAAAAAAAAAAUGUCCUGGUGUUCGUGCUUAGAUUGCCCUGACAAAUUUGGGGUACUGGUUUGACAGUAUUGCUUGAUCAUUAUUUAUUAGAGUAUUUAUACAAAACCUGAAACAAUCUUCUUUAAAAUACCAUAUCCAUAAAUAGAUAUAUUCACUAAAUUUAUUAUUCUCUUAAAUUUAUUAUUCUCUUAAAUAUAUCUUGACAUAGAUAAUAUUAAACUUAUUAUUCUCUUAAAUAUCAAUGUAUCCCACAUAUAUUUUCCGAUAUGGAUUAUAUUAUAUC